AUGUCACCUUAUUGCAUGUUGUAUUUUGUUGCCUUUUAUGACUGGUCUGGUUACAUUUUGUCAAGUGGAGAUUUGGCUGCCGAAGUUAGUAUUGUGUCUGGUCAGCCACUCAAGGACUCUUCAACACUAGAGAGCCUUCUUAAGAAACCACAUGUACAAUAUAAAAUUUUUGAUAAGCAUGGUUUUGGAAAUGAACAGCUAUCAAAGAUAGAGAAAGAAUGUGUAGAGAUUGAUAUAAAAUACGCGGGCUUCAUUGUGCGCCAGCAGAGUCAACUCCAACAGAUGGUUCAUCAACAACAUAGGCCUCUUCCAGAGGACCUGGAUUACUAUGCAAUGACAACGUUGUCCCUUGAAGCACGUGAGAAGCUUUCCAAGGUCAGGCCACAAACCAUUGGUCAAGCAAGUAGAGUUGGUGGGGUUAGCCCUGCGGACAUUACAGCACUCCUCAUUAUACUGGAAACAAACCGGAGAAAAGCCCAUGAACAAAGACAUCAGGAAAUGUUGACUUUGAUCGUGGCUGAUGCCAACCAACGUGCGCCAGAAGGUCCUUUUGCAGAGACGGUCGCCUCCUAA
This is a messenger RNA of Ilex paraguariensis (yerba mate), 573 nucleotides long. The record is from the annotation of a GenBank genome assembly. Lineage: Eukaryota; Viridiplantae; Streptophyta; Magnoliopsida; Aquifoliales; Aquifoliaceae.